GCCAGACGCCAGAUAAUAAGCCGCAGGGAUUCAUCGAAGAAGAGGAGGCGACCAUGUUGAUUUAAAGGAAGAAGAAACACAAUAGAGACGAAUUAUUUCAAGAUAUUUUCAGCUAAUUUAGAAGAAAAUUGUUAAUUCACCGCACUCAGAGCACCGCUCGUACAGUAACGCAGCUUUUCAGGUGGGACGUUUGAGUCGUCGGUCUGGAUCUUUUGGAGGCGGGGAGUUUGCGGCGCUGCACGCUUCGGGCCUACCGGAUCAUCCCUGCUGUCGACGGAGAGGAGGAGGAAUAGAACCGGAGCACAACGGAAACGCACUGAGGACUACAAGGGCAGAAAGCUUCUCUGCUUUGGACUAAAAUCCUUGUUGGAUCUUAAUUUUUUUUCCACACAUGAAGCAACAGAACCUCUCCUGGUAGAGAUAAAUGAAAUACUGGCUUUCUGGAGACGACCGUGUACAAAGUUGGACUUCCUGUUCUCUGGAUCAGGGACAUGCAGCAGCUCUCUGGGACUGGCAGUAAAAAGCAGAGAUAUUAUUGACGAUAGAAACUCAUUUUGGUGCAGAUUGCCUUGUUCUGUUUCAGGACUGGAACCACUUUGAUGCUUGUUCACGUAUAAUUUUUCUAUAUCGUGGACGAGUCUAUUUCUGCACAUGGUUGCAGAUUUCUCUUCAUUUGGAAGAGUUUUUGUGUAAAAACUAGUUUUGUUUUUGUCGGCUGUGCAGCGGUCAGUGUGAUGAGCUGCGGCUUCGUGUUUAUAUGUAAAUAUUACUGAGCCAUUUCUCUGCAAAGCGCUUCGGACACACAGAGAAUAUUGUUGAACGCUUUAUUAAACCUUAGGAUUUUUUACUGACGACAGAAUUUAAGAGGCAAAAAUCUAAAAAAAAACAAACAGAAGUUCAGGAAAAAAUGGCAACAGCCCGAACGGAAAACCUCGGUCCGGUCGUGAUGGGACUGAAUAAGCAGAACGGGCAGCUCAAAGGACAGACCAAACCUGCUGCAGGACCCCCAGCAUCAACUCAAGGAAAGAAUCCAGCUGGGAGCAACCAGGACGGCGGAGGAAUCAAGUUUGGAGACGACUGGAAGAAAUGCCUACAGCUCCCCCCGAAGGACAACAGGGUCAAAACCUCAGACGUCACGGCAACCAAGGGCAACGAGUUUGAAGAUUACUGCCUGAAAAGGGAACUCCUGAUGGGAAUCUUUGAGAUGGGCUGGGAGAAACCGUCACCGAUCCAGGAGGAGAGCAUUCCCAUCGCGCUGUCCGGGCGCGACAUCCUGGCGCGAGCGAAGAACGGGACGGGGAAAAGCGGCGCCUACCUGAUCCCGCUGCUGGAGCGGAUAGACCUGAAGAAGGACCACAUACAGGCCAUCGUCAUGGUGCCCACACGGGAGCUGGCGCUGCAGAUGAGCCAGAUCUGCAUCCAGCUCAGCAAACAUCUGGGCGGAGUCAAAGUGAUGGCGACGACCGGAGGAACCAACCUGAGGGACGACAUCAUGCGCCUGGACGAGACGGUGCACGUCGUCAUCGCCACGCCCGGCCGCAUCCUGGACUUGAUAAAGAAAGGCGUGGCGAAGGUGGACCGGGUCCAGAUGAUGGUGAUGGACGAGGCGGACAAGCUGCUCUCUCAGGACUUCGUGGUUCUCAUCGAGGACAUCAUCAGCUUCCUGGCCAAGAACCGGCAGAUCCUGCUCUACUCCGCAACCUUCCCCAUCAGCGUCCAGAAGUUCAUGGUGAGUCAGCCGGACGGGCCUCUCCGCAGCCGUACGGUUUUCCCUGGAAGGGCGCGGGAAGGACCUGUCUGUUUUCAGGAGUACCGGAACCGCGUGUUCCAUGACUUCAGGAACGGACUCUGCAGGAACCUGGUCUGCACCGAUCUCUUCACCAGAGGAAUCGACAUCCAGGCUGUGAACGUCGUCAUCAACUUCGAUUUCCCUAAAAACGCAGAAACGUACCUGCAUCGCAUCGGGAGGUCCGGGCGGUUCGGCCACCUGGGCCUGGCCAUCAACCUGAUCACCUCGGAGGACCGCUUCAACCUGAAGGCCAUCGAGGAGCAGCUGGUGACCGACAUCAAGCCCAUCCCCAGCAGCAUCGACAAGAGCCUCUACGUGGCCGAGUACCACUCCGGGCCCGUUGCCGACGGCGACGAGGACGAGGCGGAAGUGAAGCCGCCGCGCCAYGCCGGACAGAGCGCGGAGUCGGACCAGAGCGGUUCUGGAAAGAUCUGCGACGGUUUUCCUUGUUCUGACUGA
Molecule: messenger RNA, 2248 nt
Organism: Poecilia reticulata (guppy)
Lineage: Eukaryota; Metazoa; Chordata; Actinopteri; Cyprinodontiformes; Poeciliidae
Source: RefSeq, a predicted model, not a curated record